AUGUCAUUCAACCCACCUUCCGGCGCCGUCGCCAGAGUCUCCAUGAUAGACACGGCAUCGCGCCUCCACAUGCUCCGGUCAUCGUGGCUGCUGAAACCGUCGGUUAACGGUCUGGAGGUGAUGCCACCGCUCGCGACGUGGUCGUUCCUCAUCGAGAGUUCCACGGGCAAGAAGGCCCUGUUUGAUCUCGGAAUGCCGUCUGGCCCGGAGACUUGUCCGCCCUCUGUCAAGGCGCAGCUCGAGGGUGCCGGGGCGAGACUCGAGUCCGAGAGGACGGUGGGCGAUGUCAUCGAGCAGCAUGGCAUCAGCCUCGGCGACAUUGACUCUGCUAUAUGGAGGUACGCCUUCUCACCUGGUCAAGAAUUCGUGAACAACAGUACUCAUGCUCAUCUCAGCCAUUGGCACUGGGACCACGUCGGUGACGUGACAGAAUUCCCGGGCACGACGGAGCUCGUUGUCGGUCCCGGCUUCAUGAAGGCCUUUCAUCCUGGCUAUCCCCGGUAUCCGGAUUCUCAUAUCCAAGAGAGCUAUUUCAGGGACCGGCACGUGCGAGAGAUCAGCUUCGACACCGAUGCUCUGCUCAUCGGCCCCGUCCGCGCCCACGACUUCUUCGGCGACGGAUCCUUUUACCUCAUCGACGCACCAGGUCACAGCACAGGCCACAUGGCCGGCCUGGUACGCACCACCACCACCACCGGCUGCGGCCCGGACACCUUCAUCCUCAUGGGGGCCGACACGACCCACCACGCCGGUGAGAUGCGGCCCUCGGCCAGCCUCCCCAUUCCCGACACGGUCGACUACGGUCUCGACGACGACGAGCAGGGAGCAGCCCGUCCGCGAGGGUGCUGCUUCCGACAGAUCAACGUCCGGCGUGGCCGCGGGGGAGACGAGCCGUUCUUCGAUGCCGUUCUGGCGGAUGACCUCGACGCGGCUGCCGGAUCUAUCCGCUCAGCUCAGUGGGCUGACGCGCAGGAGAAUGUCUUCUACAUUGCCGCGCACGAUAUGACGGUCGAGGGCGUGGUAGAUCUGUUCCCCCAGACGAUGAAUGACUGGAAGUCCAAGGGCUGGAAGGAGGUGACCAUGUGGCGGUUCUUGCGUGACCUGGAGGCUGCGACGGAGAUUAGGUAG
Molecule: messenger RNA, 1128 nt
Organism: Geosmithia morbida
Lineage: Eukaryota; Fungi; Ascomycota; Sordariomycetes; Hypocreales; Bionectriaceae
Product: Glyoxylase or a related metal-dependent hydrolase, beta-lactamase superfamily II
Exons: 2
Coding region: 1-1128 (375 amino acids)
Source: RefSeq, a predicted model, not a curated record